Messenger RNA from Staurois parvus, 268 nucleotides. The record is from the annotation of a GenBank genome assembly. Lineage: Eukaryota; Metazoa; Chordata; Amphibia; Anura; Ranidae.
AAUACGUGUAAACUAAUUGGUUUACAUGAACGUUAUAGCGCUUACAAAUGGAGGUAUAGAUACUGGAAUUUCUUUUUUUUCUACUAGUAAUGACAACGAUCAGCGACUUAUAGUGGUACUGCGGGACUGCAUCGGGCUUUAUGACACUGGGAGGGAACUGACCUGGUGUCACUGAAAUCCCCAGGGACACCAAUACAGUGAUCAUGCUAAUAAAAAACACUGACACUGUACUAAUGGCACUAGGCAGAAAGGGGUUAACAUGUGGGGC